CACAGUAUGUCCUGUCUUUCUGUGCUUCGAACCCAGGUCCGGGCUCUGACGUGAUGCUCACAGACUUGAGUCGCACGUCAGCAAGCUGUGAGUCUGCCGAGUGGCAUCUCGAUGCGUGGAUUAGGCCUGGUAUACGUAUAUAUAAGAUCUACUGCGAAGCCUCGGGCAUCUUUAGGAAGAUGUCAGGCGGGAUCGGUGACUCAGGUGUAAUUCCGAGAUGAAACUCAGUUCGUGGAUGUCAGAACCGUAAAUCCGCCGGCAGAAACAAAGGAGUUGCGUAUUAUUACCUGGACAUGUCUGGGCAUUGCCUGCCAUGAGAAACUAUCAGCCAGCUAUGGACUGCACACAUAAAUUACUGGGAAUGGUUGUUUAUCUAUGUUUAUUUCUAAAGCUUUCACACAAUACGCACAAACAAUACGACCGCAUCUUCCGAACCUAAGUGCAGCAGGCCCACUCGAAAGCUGGUGCCCGCAUUAUUCUAUUCCAAUGGCGUCUAUUUUGUCCCCUUUCCGAAGGGGCUACAGACAUCUGCAAUACCUCGCACAUGAACAACCAGUCAUCUUUUACUCUUGCGUCCUCGGACUUGCGGGACCAGCUCUUGCUCUGACUGUGCCUGCAGUCAGGAGGAAUUGGCUCGGAUAUACUCCCGCGGAGCCUAUACCUACCACAUUUCCUGUGCCAAAACGACAGCGAAGGUCUGUACAAGGCUAUGAGGACGAGUAGAGUAAUUGGUGGUUGGGCUAGAAUCAUAGACAGUCAUUUUAUUAUAUCACAAUAUAUCGACUGCCAUACAUGUAUAUUAGGCCAGCCGUCGGAGAGUAUCCUUUCAUCGCCUUGACUCAAUACCGUGAAUUUACUCGCGAGAAUACAAUAA
Suillus paluster is the source of this 874-nucleotide messenger RNA. RefSeq lists its product as uncharacterized. The record is from RefSeq and is a predicted model, not a curated record. Bases 376 to 723 code for a protein of 115 amino acids. Lineage: Eukaryota; Fungi; Basidiomycota; Agaricomycetes; Boletales; Suillaceae. The transcript is spliced from 4 exons.